Molecule: messenger RNA, 447 nt
Organism: Encephalitozoon romaleae SJ-2008
Lineage: Eukaryota; Fungi; Microsporidia; Unikaryonidae
Product: 40S ribosomal protein S13
Exons: 1
Coding region: 1-447 (148 amino acids)
Biological process (GO): translation
Cellular component (GO): cytosolic small ribosomal subunit; ribosome
Molecular function (GO): small ribosomal subunit rRNA binding; structural constituent of ribosome
Source: RefSeq, a predicted model, not a curated record
AUGGCAAAGAUGCAUUCCAGUGGAAGAGGGCGCUCGGGAAGCGUUAAACCAUAUGACACUGCAUUCCCAACAUGGCUGACAAAGUCGGUAGAUGAGAUCAAGGCAGAUGUGGUCCAGAUGGGGAACAAAGGAAUUCCUGCACCUGAUAUAGGGAAAAGGUUGAGAGACGAGUAUGGUGUUGGGAAUGCCAAAGAUGUUCUAGGGUGUGACAUCACAAAGUUUCUGGAGAGGAAUGGGGUAGUUCCUAAAAUUCCUUUUGAUCUUGAAUCACUUGUCCGUCGAGCAAACACUCUUCGAAGUCACCUGAACAUCUACAGGAAGGACAACUCUGCAAAGUAUAGGCUUAUUCUUGUUUCAUCUCGGAUGUAUCGUGUUGCAAGAUAUUACAAGCGCACAAUGAAGAUUCCGGGGAACUGGAAGCCAAAGCUCGUUGAACUCAUUAAAUGA